Messenger RNA from Cladocopium goreaui, 1065 nucleotides. The record is from the annotation of a GenBank genome assembly. NCBI's taxonomy places the organism in Eukaryota, Dinophyceae, Suessiales, Symbiodiniaceae.
AUGGCGCACCGAAUGGAUAGCGUGCCUGCAGAAGAUGCGCAUCGUAUAGAUGCCGCCGCCACGCGUGUGGUCCCAGGGGGAGGAGGCUGGCUGAACCGCAGGAACGAACUACUGGCGGCAAGCGACGAGGACUCUGUGGGAUGCGACGGCGGUGGCGGGAGAAGACUACCAGGUGUGGCUCCGGGCAGUGGCAAGAAGCGGGACGACGGAGUCACACAGAAGUGCCUUGAUGAGGGCAUUCACCCGAAGUGGUUCAGAGGACUACUGGGCCACUUGGAGAUUGCAGCUGCUUUGUUGUUUUGCAGAUGGCUGGAUAGCCAUGAUGAACUCUAUAUAGACUUCGUCGACGCCUGCAUCGACAACCGCGAAGUCUCCACCGCAGCAGGAGCCGGGCUGCACUCUCCAGCCUGGGAUAGCGCAAAUGCAACCAGCGCCGCUAGCGAAGCCGCUGAGGUGGCCGCAGAUCGCAGCGACUGGGAUGGGGAGACCCUGGACCUAGAACCUGAGUGGCUCGGCAAGUGCCGUGACUGUGGCCAGAAGACCUAUGUGGCUGCACAGUCCGCACUGAGGCAGCAUGGUGUGGCAGGCUGCCUGGAUGCGUCCUGCUGGGGCUGCCGUGGUCCCAGGUUUUGCAAGAACUUGAAACGAGCUAGCCAACUUGCGAAGUUCGACAAGGGCAAACCCUGGGAACAUGGCAGGGUCCAAGACUGCAAAAAAGCCAUGCCGGAAAAGUCGCGAAAAGCUGCAGCCUGCAGUGCAGACGGCUCAUGGGUAGAUGUGGAGCCUGCUCCGAAGCAGCAAAAACUUGGAGGACCGAGAGUGAAGUGGGUUGGUGACCUCGCCUUUGUCCAAAAGCCAGAUGACAAAAAAGUGUAUUGCGGCUAUACCCAGAUGGCCGUGGACAUGACUGAGAAGGUGCACUGCUUCACCGGCUGCAAGGGGGAAUGCGAGAACAAAUGGGAAUGCCCUUGCCCUUGCCAUGUUUUGCAACGUGCAUAUGAUGAGUCCUUGGCCGAAGCUGCCAGGGCACAGAUGGCAAAGCAGCAGUCUGAGGAUGUAAAGUAA